Molecule: messenger RNA, 357 nt
Organism: Cavenderia fasciculata
Lineage: Eukaryota; Evosea; Eumycetozoa; Acytosteliales; Cavenderiaceae
Gene: gtf2a2
Product: transcription initiation factor IIA gamma chain
Exons: 3
Coding region: 1-357 (118 amino acids)
Biological process (GO): RNA polymerase II preinitiation complex assembly; transcription initiation at RNA polymerase II promoter
Cellular component (GO): transcription factor TFIIA complex
Molecular function (GO): RNA polymerase II general transcription initiation factor activity; TBP-class protein binding
Source: RefSeq, a predicted model, not a curated record
AUGUCGAAUCCUCCAACAGCUAAUAAGAGAUACUAUGAACUCUACAGAAAAAGUACUGUCGGUGAAGCUUUGACCGACACAUUGGAGGAAUUACUACUAAGUCAAUACAUUAGUAAAAACCUUCAUGACAAGGUCUUGCAUCAAUUCGAUAAGUCAAUGAAUGAAGCAUUAUCAACUAUAGUCAAAUCAAAGUAUUCAUUCAAAGGUGAUCUUCAUACAUAUAGAUUCUGUGACAAUGUUUGGACCUUUAUCAUUGACGAUGCUAAAUUCACAGUUGACAGUGGCGAACCUAUUACUGUCGAUAGAGUCAAGCUUGUAGCUUGUGAUGCUAAUCUUUCUGAAACUGCACCAAGAUAA